AUGAUGACACUUGAUGACAGCGAUGAUAGCAAUGAUAAAGAUGCUGAUGAAGAGGACAGCGGAGAGGAUGAUGAGGAGGAGGGGGGAAAUGAUGAUACAGUCAAGAGCUCACAGCAGUUUGGUUGGGGGGAGGCUGGCCGACGCCAGAAAGAACACCCAGGGUUUGUGGAGGAUGUACCACCUUCGCAAUCUCCAGUCGCUCGCCCUCUCACACCUGAAAUUCAGUUCCAGUACUCACGCGAUGAAGAUGAUGUAGUUGCCCAGACGAGCCUUGAUAAAACCUCGCGGAACGAAAGCUCUCAGGACCCUCCGGAUAUCUCACCAGGACCGCGGCGGCAAGCAUCCCAACACAUUGAGACCAUCACCUCGAAGCCUGACGAUGUACUACAACGCCACCAUAAGAAAAACGGAAAGCCCUGUCUUCCUGAUCCUGAAUCCCUCGAACUGCUGAAUCAAGUGUCCGAGUGUGAUGUUCAGCCAUUGAAAAACAAAAAGUCUAGGUCAUCGCGUGGUGGGCCAACACCCGAUCAAUUAUCUUGGUACGGACCAUGCUGGAAAAGUUUUCUGGAGGACGCCAAAGUAGAAUGUCGCGCGCAACACGCCCUGGAGAACCCGUUUCCAACUUUGGUGAAGAAUCUUCCAGGAACAAUCACUGAAGUUCUCAUUGCAGUAUUGGUUGUGUGGGAUACGAACGGUAAACAAUUUGAAGCUGGGGUUUGGCCAGAACAAAAAUUUAAUAUGACUCGGUUGCUGUACGACGAUCUUUCGACUUGGCGAUCUGACUUGAAGAAAACAGCCAUAAGCAUUGCACCAGUAUCAUAUUCGCUUAUUCCUCCGCUUUCUGUCCCCAUUCAGGAACGUGCUGCUUGGGUCGAGCAUGCUGCUGCUGAAUUGAUCAAGGAAGCAUUCUUCUUACGCUUUGGGGUGGACGAUCAGUUCAAUUGUGUCUUCGACGGUCUUGUGAAAAACGGACAUGGGAAGUCAUACCCAAACUUUUCCACCAAGGACUACGGCCCCAUCUAUUGUCGGAUGCUCGAAUUGCUCAAACAUAUCCUUGAGGAUGCGUAUCAUGGGCCUAGGCUGUCAGCUCAACUGCGAGAAUGGGCUGCAGCGGGAUGGGCUGCAGCUAUGAAUCUCGAAGGAGUUGUUGAUGCGAGACACGACCACCUGCAGAUUCUUCUUGACUAAAAGCUUCGUAUUCCCGCUCCCCAGUUUAUAUCAAG
Suillus discolor is the source of this 1223-nucleotide messenger RNA. RefSeq lists its product as uncharacterized. The record is from RefSeq and is a predicted model, not a curated record. Bases 1 to 1188 code for a protein of 395 amino acids. The transcript is spliced from 10 exons. NCBI's taxonomy places the organism in Eukaryota, Fungi, Basidiomycota, Agaricomycetes, Boletales, Suillaceae.